AGCCGGCCGAAAUCCUCCACAUGCAAGGCCACUUAGUACUGCGGUUCUACCACAACCAGCCCAAUGCCAUCCGAAACCCAAGACUCUCCGACUGUCUACGGCUUGUCAGUCACGCCACUAACGCAAUGCGCCCAUUGGCACUCCGCACUCGACAUCAUCGCCAUCAAGCAUUUUUGCUGCGAGAAGUUUUACGCGUGCAUUAGUUGUCACAAUGCAUGUGAGUCUCAUAAAUCUGAUGUCUGGCCUUGCUCGCGAAGAGAUGAGAGCGCGGUGCUUUGCGGACAGUGCAAGCAUGUUUUGAGUGUCACCGAGUACAUGGAUAGUGGGAGCAAAUGCACACAAUGCGGAAGCGCAUUCAAUCCUGGUUGCAGAAACCACUGGGAGCUAUACUUUGAGCUCGAGGGGAAACCGUAACAACGCAUAGUAAAGUCCAAUGCAGGAGCGUGCGAUAUUCACGCAACAGCCAGUCGAGCGCUAAUUGGACCAUGUGCUUUGCGACCGGGGAUAGCUUCUUGAGGCACAGUUAC
This is a messenger RNA of Alternaria rosae, 527 nucleotides long. RefSeq names its product zinc finger CHY domain-containing protein. Lineage: Eukaryota; Fungi; Ascomycota; Dothideomycetes; Pleosporales; Pleosporaceae. The record is from RefSeq and is a predicted model, not a curated record. Gene Ontology annotation, molecular function: zinc ion binding. The transcript has a single exon. Gene Ontology annotation, cellular component: mitochondrial intermembrane space. Bases 64 to 414 code for a protein of 116 amino acids. Gene Ontology annotation, biological process: protein import into mitochondrial intermembrane space.